AUGGGCCAGAGCGUGGCAUCCGUGCAGAACAUGACUCACGGCUAUGGCGGCCGCCUGCUGUUCAAGAACGCUAACCUGGAGAUCGAGAGGGGCGACCGCGUCGCCAUCAUCGGGCCCAACGGCGCCGGCAAGUCCACGCUGCUGCGGCUGAUCAUGGGGCGGGAGAAGCCCAUGGCGGGCCGGGUGUCCCUGGGGGAGCACAACAUCGUGCCUAACUACUUUGAGCAGAACCAGGCAGAAGCCCUGGACCUGGAGCUGACGGUGAUGGAGACGCUCGUGAGGUCGGCGCCAGACGCACAGCUCAACGAGCUGAAGCAGCUGCUGGGCCGCAUGAUGUUCAGCGGCACCGCCAUGGACAAAAAGGUCAAGGUGCUGUCCGGCGGCGAGAAGGCGCGCCUGGCCCUGGCCAAGUUCAUGUGCACCAAGGGCACGCUGCUCAUCCUGGACGAGCCCACCAACCACCUGGACAUCCCCUCCAAGGAGACGCUGGAGGAGGCCGUGCGGUGCUUCGAGGGCGCGGUCAUCGCGGUCUCACACGACAGGUACUUCCUUCGGCAGAUCGCGACGCGGAUCCUGCAGGUGGAGGGCGGCCAGUUCGUGGACUUCCAGCAGGCACCCGCGCUGCUGCUGGUCGCGGCAGGGCUGCCCUCGGCGCCCGGCACCCACCCCACAGCACCCUCGCCCACAUGA
Molecule: messenger RNA, 690 nt
Organism: Monoraphidium neglectum
Lineage: Eukaryota; Viridiplantae; Chlorophyta; Chlorophyceae; Sphaeropleales; Selenastraceae
Exons: 6
Coding region: 1-690 (229 amino acids)
Molecular function (GO): ATP binding; ATP hydrolysis activity
Source: RefSeq, a predicted model, not a curated record